UCUGGAGAUAGGCAAAGAGGGCGUUGGGUAAAAAAUAUUUUGCGGAGAAAGUUAACAUGAAGAUAUUUUUCGGACUGUUUCUGGCGGCUUUACUUCUCGAUUCAGAGGUGUCAUCACAGCUUGUUUGCGACGAAGGCUUGUGCCUGUUUGACAGCAGUCAAUUGCCACCUGGAUUAGAAUUCUGCAUUACUAGGGACAUGUUGUGUGAUGGCAUAGAACAAUGCAAGAAUGGGGAAGAUGAAAACAACUGUGCCAAAGCUGUUUGUGAGAAGUAUCAUUUCAAGUGCGACAACAUUUGCAAGCCUGAUUAUUUUCGGUGCAAUGGAAAGAUUGAUUGUCAAAAUGGGACAGACGAGAUGAAUUGCAAAGAAUACGAUUGUGGUGAUCGUAUCAAAUGUAAAUCAGAAACAGCUUGCGUCUUCCCUUCUGAAGUUUGCGAUGGAAAUUUUGAUUGUCCCGACAAAUCUGACGAAGAGGGAUGCUUUGAAUGUGAAUCGUUCAAAAAGAAAUGCGGUGAUUUUGAUUCCAAUUGCAUCUCCUUACAUCAGUAUUGUGACCUCAUUGAAGAUUGCGACGAUGGAUCUGAUGAGAGAGAUUGUACAGAUAGGUGUACCGCCGAUCAUGUCACUCCGGAAGAUCUUCAAAAGCCCAACUGCAGUUCAACGAACAGAAGUGAACCAACAACCGGCAUCUGUAAAUUUGGACUCGAUGGAAAAUAUUGCAACGAAACUUGCGUUUCCUGUCGACCACCAUUUUGCCAAUCAACAAUUCCCAACGUCAAUCUGUAUUAUAAAAUUUUUGACUAUCAAGAAAACAGUAGUCCGCCUUGUGUUCCGAGUGACGUCAGAAGAUUGGAUUUAAAAAAUGUACAACUGAAAAACAUACAUGUUGGUAUAUUGGAUGAAAUAUCAUCAAAUUUGGAGAUGUUGCGAAUGAAGAAUAUAUCAUACGAUUGUAUAGACCGCGAUUUUAUUUCUGAAUCAACUUCUUCUUUGAUUUUCCUCUAUUUGAACGAUAUGGGUUUCACAAAAGAAACUCUUCCAGUUUUCAAGAACCAACACAAUCUCGCAGUUUUGAAUCUUGACAACAAUGAGAUUACCGAUUUACAUGAUGAUACGUUUUCAGGAUCCAACGACAUCAUAACAAUUUCUAUGACGCAUAACAGAAUAACAAACAUUCAAUAUGAGCUAUUCAGAGAUCAGUUUUCAACUUUGUAUGAAUUAUACCUGUCAUUCAACCUCUUGUCAGUUAAUUAUAACUUUGAUGGUUUGAAGAGACUUCGUUUACUUGAUUUAGGCCAUAAUUGUAUUGAACACAUUCGUCCAAACGCGUUCGAAAAUCUUCGAGAUUUGGAAAGGAUUUAUCUGCAAGGAAAUUCUUUAACGAAAAUCGUUUUAUUGCGAGGAAUAGCACUCGCUCCCAAAGAACCGUUGUUAGUUGUAAUCCCAAAUACCUUGAAUUGUUCCUCCCUCGACGCACAGGAUCAGCUGAAUUGUUCCGAGGAAUUUCACCGAUAUAAUGCAAACGGACUCUUUAUUUAUGAUGCAAUCGAUGAAUGCUAUAUCAAUCAAUGUCCCGAAGGAAGUGAAUGCACCGACUUCAUCGGAGGGUUUACUUGCAAUGAUACAUUAUGUAACGAAAAUGAUUGUUCAAUCAACAAAAAUGGAAGAUGCUCCAGGUCAACUUUGGGAGGUGGUCUCAUACAAGUUGAUGAUCCGUGUUUGAAUCCAUGUUUUUGCAACCAAGCUGCUACAUCAGUAUCUUGUGCUGAAGGUACAAUAGAUACGUCUCUGCUGCAUGAAAACCUCUGCUUGCCUAAAAAAUCAACAAUUUUGGAAUUGAAGAAUGUCGUAAUUAAUGCGACGUCCUUUGUCAACUUGCUAUCUUCAUUUGGAAUAUUUUCAACAGUUCGUUUAACUGACAUGGAUACAACAUCAUUAGACUCGAUAGUUGAUUAUCAGAUAGACUUCCUUCCUAAACUUCUGGACAUAGAGUUGAUGAAUGCCUCUUUGACAGCGAUACCAACAUUUAUAACUGUAUUCAAUUUGUUAACAAAAAUAGUCAUAUCGGACAACAAUAUUUCAAACAUAGAAGACGAUACAUUUUUGGCAAACAGCUUGUUAGAAGAAUUAUAUCUUCCAAGAAACGAAAUAAUGCAUAUAUCAAGUGAUGCAUUCAAUGGGAUAACACGUCUACGCGUUCUUGACUUAUCUCAGAAUAAAAUUGUAUAUUUUCAUGAGAGUACCUUUGUCCGUUUGGUAGAUCUUAUAAUAUUAGACGUGUCAAAAAACUCCGUAACCAACUAUCACCCGGAAUUAUUAGCACGCCAGAAAAAGCUGAAAAAAGUUCAUGGAGAUGUCUUUACUAUUUGCUGUAUUGUUGCUACAUGGGGUAGUAGCUCACUAACGUGUACUCCGAAAGAUGCCGUUUCAUCAUGUAAUCGCCUGAUUGCAAAUGAAGCUCUGCGGGCGUUUUUGUGGAUUCAGGCUUUGGUAACUGCAUUGGGGAACCUGACAGUUAUUUUUCUUCGCGCGAAAGAAUAUAAAAGUGUCGGACGUACAAUUCAACAAAGAACAGCGAAAAUUAACAUAUUUCUAAUCGGGAUGCUCGGUUUAUCAGAUUUUCUGAUGUGCAUUUACCUAUUUAUAAUAGCUUCAGCUGAUCUGAUAUUUGCAGGAGAAUAUUACAGACACUCACAUAAUUGGUUAGCAUCAACAGCUUGCUCAACGGCUGGUGUGCUUGCCAUGCUAUCCGGCGAAGUAUCCGUUUUGUUGCUGUCUCUGAUAACCAUAACACGUCUCCUUUCAAUAGUACAGCCAUUCAACUAUCUACAAGUGGAUGUUCGAAUAUUUUAUUUUUCAACUGCUGGUAUAUGGAUACUAGGACUAGUUUUAGCAAACGCUCCAUUCAUGGGGUUUGUAUCCUUGGCAGGUUACUUCAGAGCAUCCGUUGCAACAUGCCUGCCGUCAUUAUAUACGUCAACAGCCGUAAGCAGCUGGAUUUAUACUUUAGUUAUUGUUACUAUCAAUCUCAUUGCAUUUUUAUUAAUGACGGUCGCCUAUGCUGUUUUGGUUUACAUAGCAGGUCGCAACAGCAAGCGAUCAAAACGAUUGAAGAUGUCCAAUGUUGCUACCAAGAAAUCGGGUAACGCUGGAAAAAAGUUAAAUGCCCGAGUUGCGGUGCUGGUAAUAACGGACAUGUUGUGCUGGAUACCAGUCUGCGUCAUUGCGGUCUACUCUCUGAUAACCGGUGGCUUGAGUAACGAUGUUCAUGCAAUAAUUUACCCUGUUACUGCGAUCAUAAUUCUUCCAAUAAAUUCCACGAUCAAUCCCAUAGUUUAUACCUUACUUACAAGUACAAGUAUGUCCAAACGCUUCAAAGCAGCUAUCGAUCGAUUAACGUCAGAAAACGAAAGUAAUAAUGGGAAUGGGAUACAAAAGCAAUCAUCAAACACACCAGUAAAAAAGCGAAGCGAAAAAACUAGCAGCAGAAUUGGCGAAGCUUUUGCAGCCCUGCGACAGAGUAAUAAGUUGAUGGUCAAAGAAAACGCUUUACCGGGCAUCGCGAGUGGAACAUGUUCUACCUAUUUAUCCAAUGACACUAACGAGGCUGAUGAACAGACUGGAAAUAAUGUAACAAACCAUUCGCAGUGAAACGAAAUAUAAAUCAUAAAAUUUGAUUAGUUUUUAAAAUUGCUGUCGCGUCCAAUCUCAGUCGUUUCAUUCAAUUAUAUAAAUAUUUAUGUAGAAUAUAUCUAUG
This is a messenger RNA of Styela clava, 3759 nucleotides long. RefSeq lists its product as uncharacterized. The record is from RefSeq and is a predicted model, not a curated record. Gene Ontology annotation, biological process: activation of adenylate cyclase activity; adenylate cyclase-activating G protein-coupled receptor signaling pathway; hormone-mediated signaling pathway. Lineage: Eukaryota; Metazoa; Chordata; Ascidiacea; Stolidobranchia; Styelidae. Gene Ontology annotation, molecular function: protein binding; G protein-coupled peptide receptor activity. Gene Ontology annotation, cellular component: plasma membrane.